CACCUUUUAGCAGCAACUGAGGUACGAUGGCAGUGCGUUACGAGCUGUGCGUUGGUCUCAACCGAGGCCAUAAGACUACAAAAGUCAAGAAUGUGAAAUACACUGGCGUCAAGAAAGUCAAGGGACUACGUGGUUCCCGUUUGAAGAAUAUUCAAACCCGUCACACCAAGUUCAUGCGCGAUUUGGUGCGUGAGGUGGUUGGCCAUGCCCCCUACGAGAAGCGUACCAUGGAAUUGCUGAAGGUGUCCAAGGAUAAGCGCGCCUUGAAAUUCCUGAAGCGCCGUUUGGGCACACACAUCCGUGCCAAGAGGAAGCGUGAGGAGCUGUCCAACAUUCUCACCCAGCUCAGGAAGGCUCAGACCCACGCCAAGUAAACAAGAACAACUACAGCAGCAACGGCAUGAACAACAACAAAAGCAUAGCCGGCGCAUGUUUGUUAUUCUUUAAUGUGUGUAUCCGUAUUCCGCUGGCGCGAUUUUUUUUUGAGCACCACUCGCAAGAAGUGUUAACUGAAAAAUGAAAUUCAAUUCUACCCGAAUUAAAAGAAACUUAAAAUUUACCUACAACUA
Messenger RNA from Scaptodrosophila lebanonensis, 569 nucleotides. It is a transcript of the gene RpL36, whose product is annotated as 60S ribosomal protein L36. Gene Ontology annotation, biological process: cytoplasmic translation. Gene Ontology annotation, cellular component: ribosome; cytosolic large ribosomal subunit. The transcript is spliced from 3 exons. The coding region runs from base 27 to 374 and encodes 115 amino acids. The record is from RefSeq and is a predicted model, not a curated record. Lineage: Eukaryota; Metazoa; Arthropoda; Insecta; Diptera; Drosophilidae. Gene Ontology annotation, molecular function: structural constituent of ribosome.